CUCAAGUGGGCCCUCUAGAAAACUAAAUUCCAAUGAGACGAAAGUGGCUCCAAAAUCGAAAAGUUGCGACUUGUGCAACAAGGAAAACCAUCCUGUCCGUGUAUGUCCGCGUUUUCUCCAAAUGUCGGUUGACGACCGGUCAGCCUACAUAAAACAGAAGCAGUUAUGCUUAAACUGCUUUGCAAAUGGACAUCAGCUUCAUGAGUGCAAAAGCACGCACAAUUGUUUUACUUGCCGUGGCCGGCAUCACACGUUGUUGCACCGAAACAACCCCUUUUCCAGCAAUUCAAGCCCUUCAAAUCCUGCAAGGCCAAUUUCCGCUAAUCAGGCCAAUUUCGUUCCAAAUGAGCAAGCCGGUGUUCAAAAUAAGUUCGCCACGGGCUCAAGAGCUAUCCUUCUUGGCACUGCCGUAAUCAAUAUUUCCCAUCUUGGCACUAACUUUAAGGCACGCGCCCUGAUCGACUCCGGAUCAGAGGCAACAUUCGUAACCGAGCGACUCUUCAAUCUAAUUAGAUUACCAUUCCAGGUGGUUCAAGCCCAAGUCUCAGGCUUAAACCAAACAGUCCAAGAAGCUCUGCAGCUUCACCAUCCGAUCUCCGACUAGGCCCGCGUUGCAUUUGGAGACGACGGCCUAUGUCCUCCCUCAACUAGCCGGAAAUCUGCCUUUCUACCCAAUUCCGCAAAAUUUCCUUCGGGAUCUUCCCGAUUUUCCACUGGCGGAUCCAAAAUUCUAUGAGAGCGCACAAAUAGAUGUCCUUAUCGGAGCCGACAUUCUGGCUUCGGUGCUUCUGAGUGGAGCAAAAACCAACAUCUGUGGCUCUCUCUUGGGGCAAGAGACCAUUUUCGGCUGGGUACUAACUGGGCCAGUGUCAGCCUCAGCCCAAAGCAGAAUUUCCUCCUUUCGACGCAGA
Molecule: messenger RNA, 911 nt
Organism: Drosophila yakuba
Lineage: Eukaryota; Metazoa; Arthropoda; Insecta; Diptera; Drosophilidae
Exons: 1
Coding region: 122-604 (160 amino acids)
Source: RefSeq, a predicted model, not a curated record